GUGACAACUUCAAACGUAGCGUCAUCAUGUAGUUAUGGCAAUUUCUAAUGAAGACUCUCAUUACAACUCUUCUGAAUUGAUAAAAGACUUAAGGACAUACAGACCAAAAUACCCUCUACCCAAAGAGCUGCUAGAUGUUCGUACUGAAGAGACAUUUUGUGCAUAUUGUGGCGUCAGUUAUCUUAUACUGAACGAGAUAAAGUUUCUUGAAGAUAAAUCCGAAAAUUUGCGAAAAGAAUUAGAAUUUGUCAGACACAAACAAGACUCCCAUUCGUUUAUUCCUGAGAGCAAUGUUGGCUUGUCGUCAAAUGGUGGAAAAGAAGUGUCUGAAGAUAUCGAACGUCUACUAAAUGAAAAAGCCGAAAUCAUCCAACAAUUAGAUGAUGCGAAUACAAAAUUAAUUUGUUAUCAAGCUACUGAGAAACAAUUCACCAAAGAACUUGCCAGAAGUCAAGCUGAAGUUUCAUAUACUCAAGAACAACUGAUCGAGCUGUUUGAUUAUUCAAAGAGAGUACGAAAUAAAUUAAAAGAGAAACUAUUCACUGACAGUCUACUUCGUCCAAUAUUUGAUAGAAUCAACAGUUUAAGGGAUCAUAUUUCUACACUGAAUCAAUUAUAUAAUACUUCGCUUACACAAUUAAAUAAUCAAUAUAAUCAGAUAACUAACAAACUUGAUUUAGUUACCUUGGAAAAAGAUUCAGUGAUUAAUAAGUUCAAUGAAUUAGAGUUAAAGUAUAAAGAAGAACGUAAUAGUUGGUCAGAAAAACAAGGGGAACAACUGGGCGAUAUAUUAGUAUUAAAAACAAAAUUAAGUGAAGAAACUAAACGUUUGGAUAUUUUACAUGAUGAGAAGAGACAAUUAAUAUUGAAUUUUGAGCAAAGAAUAAACAGUCUGAAAGAAGAAAAUCAAUCAUUUGUUCAUGAAAACAGAAGUUUAAAAAAAAAAAUUUCAAAUUUAACUGAACAACUAAAUAAUCAGUUACAAAAGUGUGAUCUUACUGAAAGAAAUCAUAAAGAAAGAGAACAGUGUUUACAGAAAGAGAUGACCAAUAUUUCUGAAGAAUUAACUAGUAUCAAAAAAAUGAAUGAUCAGUUGAAUUCAGCAUUGGAGACUAGUAAACAAGAAAUAUUUGAGUUAAAGACCAUCAAACAUUCACAAAAUGAAUUACAUCGACAAUUGGAAAUUAAACUUCAAGAAAUGGAAAAAGAACUCAAUGUUCAACAGUAUAAUAAAGAGUUGAUAUUAGAGAAAGAAUUCAAAUUAUCACUCGAGAAAAAAGAACUGGAAUUACAACAAAUUAAAAGUCAAACAAAUCGAAAAAUCGAACAACUGACGUCAGAAGUUAAACAAAAAGAAAGAGAAAACAUUGUUUUGCAAGAAGAACAUCGUCGUAUUAUGGAAACGAUGAAAGAGGAAAUUAAUCAAUUGACUAAUAGCGUGAACAAUUCGGAUGCCGUUAGAGGGGAACUCGAAAAUCAAAUCCAAAGAUAUCAACAAGAAGUUAAACAACUUUACGCUACAGUUGAAAAAGAAUGUUGGGAGAGAGAUGAAUUAAACUCUGUAUUGGCUGAAACAAGGGAUCAGUUAAUGAAACUAAAUAAUUCGUCAAAGAAAUCUGAAUCAGAUCAAAGACAAUCAAAUCUGCAUGAAAACCAAGAAGAUAGCCAUUUAUUCCCGCCAAUAUCUUCAUCGUCGGUAAAGUCUGAACAGUCUACCAAACGCACUCUUCCGAAAAGUUCAAAGACUCCUAAUCCUAAUAAUAGUAUGGCAAGACGUUCUUUCCAAAACUUUAAGUAAGAAUUUACAGACGAAGUUACUUAGUAGCAUAAUUUAUAUUGGAUAGACUGUUGGAUAAAUCACAAAAAAAAUUGAUUUAUGUAUCAAUAAACCAUGGAUUACUCACUUAUUUAUCUUUAAUACCAAAACCAUAUGCUCUACUUGGUUAAUACUGGUUAUAAUUCAAAUAAUGAACAAAUAUCAUGUCAAGAUUUAGGUAGAGACUCUGGUAGUAUACUGUACAGUUGGUACUUAUGGGUUUGAGUUCAAAUUCUCCCUGUAAGAUAAAAGGAACUUUAUCAUUAUUUAUUUAUUUAUUUGAACACAUAAAUAUUGGUACAGGGGGGCACCAAAUAUAUAUGCGCCACACAAAACAAUGAUAAUUUGAAGAGAAGGAGAAAAGAGAAAAAAAAGUAAUGAACGUGGGGAAUUAUAAAAAAAAGAGAGAGAGAACAAUGGUGGGGGAAACGGAAAGGUACAAUCAGAACAGAUCUUUCAGUUAAGGAAGAUACAACCACUUUUUAUGAAGAAAGUAAAAGAAGGUUACAGCAGGAUCGCCACUGGCUUCUAUUCUGAGCCAUAUCUGAUAACGUCUCUAGCCACUGCGUUACACCGUCUCUCGGACCCCAACCAGGGAGUCGUGAAGGACCAACAUAAGCUAGCCCUUUGCAGCUUUCUUUCAUACCACGACACCAUGUCAUAUACUGACCACCUCUCCGCUUUUUCCAACCAGUCCCAGAGUCGGCAAAUAAUGCACGACGAGGAAUUCUCUGGGACGACAUUCGUAGAACAUGUCCAAGCCACCGAAGUCGGUGUUUCAAGAUGGUGACACCAAUUUCAUUAUCGUCUCUGUGACCGAACACUCGAUGCCGAACCUCUGCAUUACUGACAUGGUGUUGCCACUGGAUGCAAGCAAUCCUUCGGAGACAACGAUCAUCGAACACAGAGAGUCGUCUAACAUCCUCAACUCGGAGAGGCCAGGUUUCACAAGCAUAGAGCAAAACUGCUCUCACCGUCGAGUUGUAGAUCCGACCUUUUACAGCCAGACUAACAUCACGAAGGCGCUAAAGAUGGCCCAGAUUGGCAUAAGCCGCCCUGGCUUUCACUAUACGUGCAUUGAUCUCAUCACUCACACCACCACCGGCACUUAUGCAGCUACCUAGAUACACAAACUUCUCGACUACUUCUAUCUGCUCACCAUCCAGAGUGAGUACAGGAUUAGAAUCCUGCCAGUCUUGUAGAAGUACUUUGCACUUCGAAGGUGCAAAGCACAUACCAUACCUACGGACAUUAAUUGCCAACUGAUUAAGUGCGGAUUGCAUGGCUUGGGCAUUCUCGCACAGUAAGACAAUAUCAUCCGCAUACUCAAAGUCGAGAAGUCUUUCUCCAGGCAACAGAUCCACACCACCAUUACUUACAUCCGUCAGAGCUGUUUCCAGAAUGUCAUCGAUGGCAAAGUUGAAGAGGAAUGAUGAGAUUGGGCAACCCUGCCUAACCCCACUGCUCGAAUGGAAUAAUGGAGAAAAGUGGUUGUAUGCCCUCACUCUGCCUGAGGUGUUUGUGUAUAGGGCUUUCAAGAUGUUAAUAAACUUCUCAGGC
This is a messenger RNA of Schistosoma spindalis, 3376 nucleotides long. The record is from the annotation of a GenBank genome assembly. Lineage: Eukaryota; Metazoa; Platyhelminthes; Trematoda; Strigeidida; Schistosomatidae.